Molecule: messenger RNA, 2227 nt
Organism: Psammomys obesus (fat sand rat)
Lineage: Eukaryota; Metazoa; Chordata; Mammalia; Rodentia; Muridae
Gene: Sp2
Product: Sp2 transcription factor
Exons: 7
Coding region: 47-1885 (612 amino acids)
Biological process (GO): regulation of transcription by RNA polymerase II
Molecular function (GO): DNA-binding transcription factor activity, RNA polymerase II-specific; RNA polymerase II cis-regulatory region sequence-specific DNA binding
Source: RefSeq, a predicted model, not a curated record
CUCGGUGGCGGCGGAGGCGGCGGAGGCCAGGGAGGAAGAUGUCGUAAUGAGCGUUCCACAGAUGAGCAUGGCUGCCACCGCUGCUGUCAGUCCCAGUGACUACCUGCAGCCUGCUGCCGCUACUACCCAGGACUCCCAGCCGUCUCCCUUGGCCCUGCUUGCUGCGACUUGUAGCAAAAUUGGUCCCCCAGCUGUUGAAGCUGCAGUGACGCCUCCUGCUCCCCCCCCGCCCACCCCACGGAAACUGGUCCCUAUCAAACCCGCCCCUCUCCCGCUCAGUCCUGGCAAGAAUAGCUUUGGCAUCUUGUCAUCUAAAGGAAAUAUACUUCAGAUCCAAGGCUCCCAGCUGAGUGCCUCCUAUCCAGGAGGGCAGUUGGUGUUUGCUAUCCAGAACCCCACCGUGAUCAACAAAGGGAGCCGAUCAAAUGCAAGUAUCCAGUACCAAGUCCCUCAGAUUCAAGGGAGCAGUUCGCAGGCCAUCCAGGUGCAGCCCAAUCUCACCAGCCAGAUCCAGAUCAUCCCAGGCACCAACCAAGCCAUCAUCACCCCAUCCCCAUCCGGCAACAAGCCCGUCCCCAUCAAGCCAGCCCCUGUGCAGAAGUUCAGCAUGACAACCACGCCCGUGCAGAGCGGGGCCAACAUGGUGAAGCUGUCAGGCGGGAGCGGCAACAUGACGCUCACGCUGCCGCUCAGCAACCUGGUGAACACCAGUGACGUCGGGGCCCCCGCUCAGCUCCUCACCGAGAGCCCCCCCACCCCAGUGUCUAAGACUAACAAAAAAGCCAGGAAGAAGAGCCUUCCGGUCUCACAGCCAUCGGUAGCCGUGGCGGAGCAGGUGGAGACAGUGCUGAUAGAGACCACGGCCGACAACAUCAUCCAGGCGGGAAACAACCUGCUGAUUGUCCAGAGCCCUGGUGGGGGCCAGCCAGCUGUGGUCCAGCAAGUCCAGGUGGUGCCACCCAAGGCCGAGCAGCAGCAGGUGGUGCAGAUUCCCCAGCAGGCACUGCGGGUGGUGCAGGCUGCCUCUGCCACCCUCCCCACCGUUCCCCAGAAGCCUUCCCAGAACUUUCAGAUCCAGACAACCGAACCAACACCAACCCAGGUCUACAUCCGUACACCUUCUGGUGAGGUACAGACAGUCCUCGUCCAGGACAGCCCCCCAGCCACAGCCUCGGCCACCUCGACCACCACCUGUAACAGCCCUGCACUCCGAGCUCCCCACCUGAGUAGCACCAGCAAAAAGCAUUCAGCUGCAAUCCUCCGAAAAGAGCGGCCCCUGCCAAAGAUCGCGCCUGCUGGGAGCAUCAUCAGCCUGAAUGCUGCACAGCUGGCAGCAGCUGCCCAGGCCAUGCAGACCAUCAACAUCAAUGGUGUCCAAGUCCAGGGUGUGCCUGUCACCAUCACCAACACUGGCGGGCAGCAGCAGCUGACGGUGCAGAACGUUUCUGGAAACAACCUGACUAUCAGUGGGCUGAGCCCCACCCAGAUCCAGCUGCAGAUGGAGCAGGCCCUAGCAGGGGAGGCCCAGCCUGGGGAGAAGCGGAGGCGAAUGGCCUGCACGUGUCCCAACUGCAAGGACGGGGAGAAGAGGUCCGGGGAGCAAGGCAAGAAGAAGCACGUGUGCCACAUCCCAGACUGCGGAAAGACUUUCCGGAAGACGUCCUUGCUUCGGGCCCACGUCCGCCUGCACACCGGCGAGCGGCCUUUUGUCUGCAACUGGUUCUUCUGUGGAAAGAGGUUCACCCGGAGCGAUGAACUCCAGCGGCAUGCCCGAACCCACACAGGGGACAAGCGCUUUGAGUGUGCCCAGUGUCAGAAGCGCUUCAUGAGGAGCGACCACCUCACCAAGCAUUACAAGACCCACCUAGUCACAAAGAACUUGUAAGGCCAACUGAGGCAGGAGGCCGUGAAGGUGGAACACCUCCCCCCCAUCUGAUUGGCCUGGGUCCAUGGUGGACAGGAGCCCACACUGCCCUGGGCGGCCCUCACCUGACUCCUGUCUGUGGCUGUGUUUCCACAGGAAGGGGCUCUACCCCCAUGCUCUCCUCCUCCCCAAGGCCCUUCCCUUCUCACCAUGAGCUCCUGGCCUGCCCAGGCUAUGGACACUGGCCAUGCCCAAUGAGACGUUCUAAACCAGGACGCAUGGGGACCCUUAUUUCCAAAGGAAAAACAUGCAUUUCACUCCGUCGAGGAGCAAAGUGAGCCCUGCCCCCCCCCCCCCCCCCCC